This is a messenger RNA of Rhodofomes roseus, 1500 nucleotides long. RefSeq lists its product as uncharacterized. The record is from RefSeq and is a predicted model, not a curated record. NCBI's taxonomy places the organism in Eukaryota, Fungi, Basidiomycota, Agaricomycetes, Polyporales, Fomitopsidaceae. The transcript is spliced from 5 exons. Bases 1 to 1500 code for a protein of 499 amino acids.
AUGUCUCAGUCUUCAGGUGCGCCGCGCUCGCCCCUCCUCGCAUCCGCGCCACUAACCCCGCGCAGGGGCUCGAGUCAAAUGGAGUUGCAUGUAUGGAGCCAGUCAGUCAAAAUGACACGGCCACCAGGGCAUGAGAUCCCCCGCUCCCUGCCUGUGUUCGACACGCACAGCAAGAUCUCCGGGACAGUGCUCCUCGAUUCGGGGCUGGCGGCCAAUCCAGGUCGCCUGGCCAUCUCGAUGGAAGGCACGUUCGUUUACAUUUCACCACCUUCAACGGCGAACAAAGUCUCUGGGAAGGUGCCGCCCUCAGGGAUGCACCGUCAUGUGUUCGUCAUGUCAAGUAUGGUCGUCCCCGUGGAACAGCCUCAGCUUGCGCGGCAACGGUCAAACUCCUCAUUACGAGAUGCGAUUACGGCCACCGUUUCCCCUCGCAAGCCUAAGCGACAGCCGAGUCAGUCCAGUGCGAAUGGCGUGCUGAGGCCAUAUCCUUUCACGCUUGAGAUCCCGCCGCCCGCCCAGCUGAGCGAGGAGCUCCCCCCUACAUUCUCUGCAGUCGUGGAGGGACUCGUGGGGCCUCGGGGCCGAACGUACGUCGAGCGAUCGGAGAUCGCAUACAAACUCGUCGCGACCUGGGAGGGGGAUCCGACCUCGGCCGGUGCCGAUCUCAAGACGUCCGUUGAGGCGCCAAUCAUAUUUGAGCCUGAUCGCGACUUCGAGUCGCUCGACGGGCGGACGGGCGACAAGGAUGCGUGGCUGGAAGUCGUGCUGCACCCGGAACGUCCCCUCCCGUUUACAUGUGCGGUCGCGAUCCCGGAGACCCCGGCCUUCUCGCGGUCCUCCACGAUGCCGUAUUAUGUCGUAUUUACCACGGCACCCCGCUCUCCCACCCUUGCGCGUGAGAUCGUGCUCGACGCGACGAUAACCGUCGCGCUCGUGCGCCAGGUGAAUAUCGAGAUGCCGCCAGGAUCCCCGGCGUCCCCGUACCCCUCUUCACCAUCACUAUCCUCGCCCGCGCUCACGAACGCGUCCUCGACGAGCCUUAGCUCCAGCAGCGACGAAACAACAUCUUACAUCCUCGCUCACAAGACGCGUCUCCUCAAACGCCUGGUGAACAGCGCACCGCCGCGGCUCCCCCGGCGCGGGCUGAAGCUGCCCAAUUUCCCCAUGCCGGGCCACCACCGCAGGAGGACGCCCAGCGAGGUCAUCGUCACACCCGUCGAGGAGCCGGAGGGGUACUCGGACGAACGCACGCUGUACACGGAUGUGUAUGCGGGCUUCCCCAAGCGUCCGAAGCUGCGGACAGAACCGGGGCAGAAGCACCCGAGCCUGAACGCGACUGCUCUGCUUCCUGACGGGCUGUACAAAGCCAAGAUGCAGCUGCAUCCGCAGAUGAUUCCCAGCAUAGGUUGGGCCGAUCUGAACGUCAGGUACUACCUCGACGUGUCGGUCGUGUUCGGCCAGGACGAGUCGCGGGCGCGGAUCCCGAUCCGAAUAGCGUGA